This is a messenger RNA of Cheilinus undulatus (humphead wrasse), 5806 nucleotides long. Its product is annotated as nucleolar protein 4-like. Lineage: Eukaryota; Metazoa; Chordata; Actinopteri; Labriformes; Labridae. The transcript has 11 exons. The record is from RefSeq and is a predicted model, not a curated record. Bases 1056 to 3398 code for a protein of 780 amino acids.
CUCAGCCCGGUUGAACAGGCUGCUCUGGUGCUCUGUCACACUGGCGUAUUUGUAUAUUUUAGGACUACGGCUACCAGUGUGGGCUAUUAUCAGCAGCGCUUCACCUAUGAUGGUUUGUUUGAGAAGGGAGGAAAUGAGGCGUAGCGUUAAUGUGCUUUGAGGGUGCCGGAGGAGGAAGCACAGCGGAUUCAAACAGGUGUCCCAUCAGCACGAGCCUGGAGGAGGAAGAAGGAGAGAGGACGAGAGCAACGAGCUGGGUUUUUAGGAUAACUGUCAAAAAAUAGUACCGUAAAAAAGGAGCUAAAAGCACACAUUUUGGGACGUUUCUUUCCCGGCUCGACAGUGAUGGAGACCCCGCGACAGAACCCCCUCCACUGAACCGCUUUUUAAGAGGGGAAUAAGCAGAUAUAGAUAGUCGUGCAUCUCCUUUCUUUCUCUCGCUCCGUCCGUGUCUCAAAGGAGGAAGAGGAGGUGGUAGAAAAGGGGAGGCGGUAACCGACAUCCCCCACGGGACAGGCCGAGAGAGCCACGCUUCUACAGGUGUGUCUGAAGAGGGCACGGCGCUCUAAUCUGCACUACCCGUCCGACACAGCUGGGGUCUGCCUCCAGCUCUCAUUGUUCCAGUUUCUCCUGACAAGAGGCUCAUUUUGGAGUUACAUUUUGCCAUCAUACAAAGCGUAUUUUCUUUUUUUUUUCUUCUGCUCUUUAUUAGCGCAGUUAUCGGCGAGGAGGAAGGGGGAGGCGGAGGGAUCUAAACGGCUAAUUUUGAGACGUUAAUUCAAAAAACGGACGAGACUUUUUAGCUAGGUUCGGUUAUUUUUUCGAAAAAGGAGACAUGUUUACGAAUAUAAGUGGUCAAUUUAGGGCUUAGGGCCGAAUUUGUUUAUUUUUCACCAAAUUUAAAGGGUUUUUACUGGUUUUUACAUCUUUUGUGGAAAGGCAGAAAGCGACCGUUGCUCUUUCGAACCCAGUUCUGACCCAACAAAGUGGGACUAUUUUCUGUUUAACGGACACUAGAGUAGGACUAUCUCCUAUUUAAAACCACUCGUUUCAUAAUGACAACUAGAAAAGGCACGGACGUGGUGACUACCUCCACCAACAUCCACCUGCAGCAGCACCAGACCCAGCCGAGGAGUCCCAGCAGCGGGGUUCCAGCGUCAGAGGCAGCCGGCGGAGGGGGGGACAUGUUCGGUGAAUUUCAGGACUGGUGCUUGCGGACGUACGGUGACUCUGGGAAGACCAAGACGGUGACCCGGCGUAAAUACAACAAAAUACUACAGACUCUGCUCCAGGGGGACGAGGAGAACAGUAACGGGGUUUUCCUACACGAGAAAGGAAGCAACCAUAUAAACGCCAAAUUUAAAUUCUGGGUCAAGUCAAAGGGCUUCACGGUGGGGACUCUGCAGGACGCCAAGAACGGCUCACCGGACAGACCCGUGCUGUAUGUCCCCAUCAAGGCGACGUGCGUGGAUAGUGUGUCAGGGGUCGACUCGUCCUUGAAGCGUGUGGCAGUGGUGGAGGAUUUCUUCGAUAUCAUCUACGCCAUGCACGUAGAGAUCAGCUCCGACCCUGGAAAAGCCCCGAAACACGCCGGCCAGAAGAAGACGUACAAAGCUAUUGCAGAGACGUACGCCUUCCUGCCCAGAGAGGCGGUGACUCGGUUCCUGAUGAGCUGUGGAGAGUGUCAGAAGAGGAUGCACAUCAGCACCACAGGACAAGACUGUAAAGAGAACGACAGACCGAGCUCCUUGGUGCUGGAGGUGAUAGACUACAACAUGCCUCUCACCACCACCUACAUGAAGCAGAUGAAGCUGCAGUGCAUGAACAACAACAACAAGGAUGACAGUUCACUGAGCAGCGAGGAGGAGGCAGAGAUGAGCGAGCCCACAUGGCUAGCAGCUGAUCUGGGGGCGACAUCCGACCUGAGCCCGGCGAGCCGAGGAGAGAGGAUGCGCCACAGUCCCCAGAACGCACACAGCAAGGAGGAUGACGAGGAUUCCUCAUCAGAGAGUGGCAGUGGAAAUGGUCUGCCCGCACUGACUCCUCCCUCCUCUGCUAUAACGGACGCUGCCAUAGUCAGGGAAACGGAGGUCAUCAACGGAAACGGCGGUCCAGCCCCGCUGGACUUCAGCACACCCACUUCCUCCUCGUCAUCGUCAGAGGACCAACAGCCAAUGAACCUGAGCGACCCGCCUCCUCAGCGCCUCCCGCUGUCCUCCUCACAUCUCCCCGUCACUGUGUCGGCAGCUGCCGCAGCACUGCUAGGAGCGCUGCACCCCAACGCCCCUGAGGAGCUCCGCAGGAAGUACCCGCUGGCUGCCAAACCUCCAAUGGCCCCUCACCCGGCCCUGCCACUGCACACUCCCAACACACACUCCCACCCCGAGCUGCGACUGGACCGAGACGGCAGGGACUACGGGAGCAAGUCCCCACAGUACAGCUCAGGUGGCAGCUACGACAGCGUCAAGAUAGAACUGGGUGCUGAGGACCUGACCACGGGGCGUCAUGGCAGCCAGGUUGCCCCAGACGAUGACGACGAUGACCAUGACGACCACGACGACAACGACAAGAUCAACGACACGGAGGGCGUGGACCCCGAGAGACUAAAGGCCUUUAAUAUGUUUGUGCGUCUGUUUGUGGACGAGAACUUGGAUCGGAUGGUCCCUAUCUCCAAACAGCCCAAGGAGAAGAUCCAGGCCAUCAUUGAGUCCUGCAGCAGACAGUUCCCAGAGUUUCAGGAACGCGCCCGGAAGCGCAUCCGCACCUACCUCAAAUCCUGCCGACGCAUGAAGAAGAACGGCAUGGAGACACGUCCGACUCCACCUCACCUCACCUCAGCCAUGGCUGAGAACAUCCUCGCUGCUGCCUGCGAGAGCGAAUCACGCAACGCUGCAAAGAGGAUGCGCCUAGAAGCUUAUCAUGAUGAGCAGAUCUCUCUGGACAAGCCGUCCAGCGGCGGAGGAGGUCUGAGAGAGCCGGCGUCCCUCGCUCACUCUGCCUACUCCCUGGCCGCUUCAGCCUUCUCCUCCCAGGACACCCAGCUCUACAUCAACGGAGCCGGACUCAGCUACGGUUACCGUGGUUACCCGGGCCUGGGUGCUGCCAUGCAACAUCCCGUUUCCCUGACAACCGGCGCUGCUGCUCAGAGCAACGGCCCCACAGACCUCAGCAUGAAAUCCCUCUCCUCUGCCAACAUCUCUAACUCCUCCUCCACCUCGACCACCAACAGCCUGGGCGGACGGGGGAGCGGGGGCGCAGGAGGGGGCGGGGCAUCGACCCAGCUCAGCCAACCGGAAAUCACGGCCGUGCGUCAGCUGAUCGCCGGCUACCGGGAGUCAGCCGCCUUCCUGCUUCGCUCUGCGGACGAGCUGGAGAGCCUCAUCCUGCAGCAGAACUGAUGUUUGGGAGAACACACGCAUUAACACACAUUAACAUGUUUCCCUGUUUUUGUUUGUCUUCAUCCCCUGUCUCUCCUCAACAAGACCUUCUCUUGUUUUUCUUCUCUAAGUCGUCUCCUCAUCCGCCUUUUCCUUCAGGAACUGUUUGUUUUGUAUUUGGAGAAAAAGUGCGGGAAUGAAGGAAGAGAACUUUCCUCAAAUUAUCCCCAAAUCAACCCCACAAAACCUCAACGUGUUGAUUCUCCCUCAGGAGGAGGACAAGGAAAACUGGGAACGAAGAAGCAGAGCAUUUAGACUCUAGAUUAUUCUCUUUCUCACAAUCAGCUCUGCACUCUGAGGGACGGAUUGUAGAGGAGAGGAAGAGAGCAGGAGGAGCGUGGAAAAGUUUUGUUGACUCUGCUGCUGUGACUUCAGACAGAAAAAUAGAUUUUGAGUUUUCCUGUGGGGCUUCAGACGGUAGAGUUUUGAUCAAUGGGGCCAACGCCACUCUAACUUUUGAAAUUCAGACCACGUUUACUCGAGAACGAUCUGCUGAAAACUGAAUCAUUUUCAGUUUCAAAGUUACACUUUCAGAUUUUGCUGAAAUCUGUUGUGCAUGCAGAUAUCAAAAAGGACUAAAAGUGCUGUAAUAUUCAUGCCAGGCCAGUAGAAGGCUUCCUCCUACACGGAAGGGGAAGUGUAAACGUACAAACAUUUCUAAAGCCCAGUUUAGACCAAAGAUUAGCAACAUGAUGAGACCGUUAAAGAACAUCGCUGGUGAACCGAGCUGUCACAGCUCAGAUCAGGCCGUCUGAUGAUGAUGAUUCAGUUCAUCAAGUCGCAGACGGCGGGUUGUGAGAGGAUAAAUGUGAAAUGGAAAUCUCAUUUUGAAAGGCUAUAAUCGCCAAAAAACUUUAUUCAAGGUGGCAUUUUUCAUUUGGAAAAAUCAAAUUGUCAGUUUUGCCCACCCCUGCUGUCGGAGCUAAAAUAAUCCAUAGACAGUUUUUAUCUCAGUUAUGACAAGCCUGAGCUAGCAAAGCAUUUUUGUAUUUAUAUGUGCCAUGGAGAUUCAGUGCAGCUGAUUGGCAGGAAUCAUCCUGAUAUUAUGAAUCAUAAAGAUGAUAAAGAUACAGGAAACAACAGUAAAUGUGCAAUCCUUUACCCCUUGUACAGACAGAUUUAUUGCACAGUAACUUCAGGAAUAAACCGUGUAAACUGAGAGGCUUUUAGGAUAUCACAGAGCAGCCAGUUGCAAAAAAUUUUAACUUAUCAAAAAUCUUUGGUCUGAACUGGGCUCAACACACAGAUGCUUGUGGACAGAUAAUUAGGUGCAUACAUUUGAAGAAAUAGUUGACUGAAAGUGAGCAGAAACAAUCAGCAUCUCAAAAAUCUGCCAGUUUUAUAGUCUACCUACCAGUGUUAAUUUUGUCCACUCACAGUGACUAAAAAUGUUUAUUGACUACCUUUUCUUCUGUUGGAGGACUAGACUUAGCCAAAAAAAAAGAUCUUUUUAAAUAAAAUAUAUAAUGAGAAUUAAGUUUGUUGGACAUUGAAAACCAUGAUUUUUCCUUCUGUGCAUGAAAGGUGUGUCGAGAUUUUCACCAGUUUAUUUAAACCAGUCAAAGUACUGAUAGUACAUUCAUAGGAGUAUUUAACAUUUAUUUUCAUUUUAUAAUUUUGCUUAUAAAAUUAGCUUAAAGCAAGUAAACAUGACUAGAAGUAAAGACUAAAAUAUGAGGACUUUUAUGGACUUAACUGGACUUAAAUGUUUUUUGUCGACUAAAAAGUAAAAAAAAAAGCCAAAAUAUCACUAAAGGUCUUUACACACUUGGUCUGUUUUUUCUGAAUCUGCCAUCUAAAAAAACCCUUGCACACUAAGUCUGUUGCAUUUUCUUUAUGUUCACUGCAGUUCUUGUAGAAAGUGGCAAAUCACUCUGGAUCCAUGCAAGAGAGAGCAAAGCAGCAGGCGCUGAUCUGAAUCAUUAGUCACCUUUUUAAAUGGCUUGGACUGAUGCAAACAAAUCAAACCUGUGCUGAAAAAAAAAAUGGCAGACAGAAGUUUCAGAGUUAGUGUGCAAACAUGAUUAGAUCAACAUGAGUGUGAUUUAUUUCUCAAUAUGUGCAAAAUUCAGACAACAAAACCGACUCAGUGUGCAGAGGCCAUAAGACCAAAUGUAAAAUAGCUGCCAAGCUUUCUACUCAUGCAUCGGUAUAGGCAGGAACGACAACGCUCAUGUGUGAGGGAUAGAGUGCAGUCUUCUUAACCCAUUUCCAGACAUCGUAAGUGUUGUUUUUCUUGUAAAACAGCCACAAUGCUGCAAAGGUGACUGUUUUCAGGAGUGAUUGUUGUCGCGUAAACUUGGCCUUAAAAAGAUGAGAAAUACUGACCCCCUGAUUUAAAACUACUGAAGAUUUUUGUUAAAUGAUUG